Messenger RNA from Plectropomus leopardus (leopard coralgrouper), 496 nucleotides. NCBI's taxonomy places the organism in Eukaryota, Metazoa, Chordata, Actinopteri, Perciformes, Serranidae. The record is from RefSeq and is a predicted model, not a curated record.
UGCAGACACACAGUUCAGUUUGUCCUUGAACGGCUCGGAGCUUCUCACAGACUCCGGUCAGACUCUGUCGUCCUGCGGCAUCGUCUCCGGAGAUCUGGUCUGUGUCGUCCUGCCUGAAUCUGCAGCUGCCGCCGCCACCGACGCCGCCGCCACCGACGCCGCCGCCGGCUCCAUAAACUCCACCAGCUCCACCAACAGGUCGACCAGCAGCACGGAGAACCAAACGCAACAGCAGAACCAACAGACCGCUGCCAUGACAUCCAGCCAGCCGAGCAGCAGCAGCAGUCCUGCGGCAGCUCUAACAGACCCUGAGGAGACCAGCGACUCUGAGCCGUCGGCGCCCAGCUGGGAGCCGAUGCUGUGCAGCGAGGCAGAGGAGGGUCAGGCUCCUCUCUCUCUGGAGCUCCUCUACCACUCGGCCCAAACCAGCAGUCCCAGUGACGCCAUCAUGGUGGCCGGACACCUGCUGAUGCUCGAAACCGGCUUCGUUCCUCAG